Molecule: messenger RNA, 773 nt
Organism: Pogonomyrmex barbatus (red harvester ant)
Lineage: Eukaryota; Metazoa; Arthropoda; Insecta; Hymenoptera; Formicidae
Gene: Pink1
Product: PTEN-induced putative kinase 1
Biological process (GO): protein phosphorylation; autophagy of mitochondrion; positive regulation of mitochondrial fission
Cellular component (GO): mitochondrion
Molecular function (GO): protein serine/threonine kinase activity; ATP binding
Source: RefSeq, a predicted model, not a curated record
UCUCCAUCUCUAGUUGUAACGGAUUUUGGCUGUUGUUUGGCCGAUAAAAAUCAUGGACUAUACUUGCCUUACAACACUCAUGAUAUUGACAAAGGUGGCAAUAUCGCAUUGAUGGCACCGGAAGUAAUAACAGCGGAGCCGGGUCCUUUUACAAGCAUAAAUUAUACAAAAGCUGAUUUUUGGACGGUUGGAACUAUAGCAUACGAAAUAUUUGGAAUGAAAAAUCCAUUUCAUGGUGAAAAGGAACAAGCUGCUUUAAACAAUUAUAAUUAUAUUGAAAACGAACUUCCAACACUACCGGAUAGUCUGCCAUCUAUUAUUAAUGCAAUUAUAAAAAAUGCAUUGUCUAGAAGUUUAUAUAAGCGACUUGAUAGCGAAUUAGCAGCAACUGUAAUGCAAUUGUAUCUGUGGGCACCUAGUUCAUGGUUGAAAAGCGAAACUCAAUUACCAACGAGCAAUGAGAUUAUGCAAUGGCUUUUGUGCUUAACCACAAAAGUUCUUUGUGAAGGAAGAAAAACAAAUUUAUUUUCAUCGCAUGAAUCGUCUGCUGACACAGAACACAAUAUAAGCAGACACAAUGCAAAUAAACGAAUACUUUCAAUACGUUCUUGUGGAAGACGCACAAUGCCAGAGUACCAAUUAAUCGCAAGCUUUCUUAGCAGGGUAACACUUGCUAAUGUUAAGAAUGCAUUAAAAUGGAUACAACGAAACAUAUAACUGAAAAUAGCAUAUGUAUAUAUGUAAAACAUUAAAAAUUUUGUUUAAAUUUUAAA